Saxophila tyrrhenica is the source of this 1995-nucleotide messenger RNA. RefSeq lists its product as uncharacterized. NCBI's taxonomy places the organism in Eukaryota, Fungi, Ascomycota, Dothideomycetes, Mycosphaerellales, Extremaceae. Gene Ontology annotation, cellular component: nucleoplasm; cytosol. Bases 1 to 1995 code for a protein of 664 amino acids. The transcript is spliced from 2 exons. Gene Ontology annotation, biological process: negative regulation of glucokinase activity; response to fructose; amino sugar catabolic process. The record is from RefSeq and is a predicted model, not a curated record. Gene Ontology annotation, molecular function: carbohydrate binding; carbon-oxygen lyase activity; enzyme inhibitor activity.
AUGGCUGCCAACGCCGACAUCACGACGCUGCAAACCGAAGGCAGAAACCCCAAUAGCGUCAGCAUCGACAAAGCCUCAACCCAGGACUUGUGCCGGAUCAUCAACAAUGAAGACGCGACCAUCCCAGGCGCGGUGCAGACCUGCAUACCCACAAUCGCUGCAGCAAUCGACGCUCUGACACCUCGAGUGCGAGCAGGUGGCAGAGUUCUCUACGUCGGAGCAGGUACGAGUGGCCGCCUAGGAGUCCUAGAUGCUUCAGAGAUCCCGCCGACGUUCUCUGCUCUUCCGUCGCAAUUCGUGGCCCUUAUAGCUGGCGGAGACGUUGCAUUGCGGUCCGCCCAAGAGGGGGCCGAGGACUCGGUCGAAGGGGCUGUCAAGGAUCUGGAAGCACUCGAGAUCAACGGAGAGCUUGACUCGUUGAUCGGCAUCGCUGCGUCAGGCCGGACGCCAUAUGUGCUCAGUAGUCUUGCGUUUGCGAAGGCGAAAGGAUGCGUUACCGUGGGCAUUGCAUGUUCUGCGCCUUCCCCAAUGAGCGAGUGCGGCCAUGUCGAUUUCAUGGUCGAUGCUGUGACGGGGCCAGAGGUGGUGGCUGGGAGUACUCGGAUGAAGGCUGGUACGGCGACGAAACUUAUCUUGAACAUGAUCAGCACGGGUGUGAUGAUUCGGACGGGCAAGACGUUUGGUAAUAUUAUGAUUGAUGUGAAAUCGACCAAUGUCAAACUUCAGAUGCGAGCACGGCGUAUCUUGCGGCAUAUUUGUGGUGAUCGUUGCCUAGCUUUUGACGGCGAGAUCGACCAGAUUCUUGAAGAGGCUGAUAGAAGUGUCAAGCUGGCGGCUGCCAAGUUGAUGCUGGAUGUCAGCAUCAACGAAGCUAGACAGCGGCUUGAAAAUGCAAAUGGAGUCCUUGCAGACUUGCUCAUCGAUGCUGAGAGCGGCCUCAAUAAUGCUGUCACGCCGGAAGAGCGUGAGCCGUACGUCCUGUGCGUUGACGGAGGAGGCAGCAAAGGUCGUGCGGUAGUGGCCAAUAGACACGGGCAACUCGGGCGUGGAGAAGCAGGACCAUGCAACCCGAACGACCUGGGUAUCGAAGGGGCUGUCGCUGCAAUAGCUCUCGCCAUUGAAAAUGCGAUAAGCUCACAUCCGGAGGCAAAAGGUAGCCGUGUAUCAGAUGUGCACUUCGUAGAGUCAGCAAUCUGCAUAGCGGGCAUUGACCGAGAGCCGCUGCAAAGCCGUAUGCGGAUGGAGAUGGUAAGACUUCUGGGAGAAACUUCAGGAGCAAACAUGUACACGAUGAACGACCUUGAGCUACUUGCUUCAAUUGCUGGUCGAGAACAUGCUGCCACAGAAGUCGUUGUCCUCGUUGCCGGAACUGGUUCAGUAGCGAUGCGUUAUCGCCUCGCGGACGGACGGUGCGUCAGAAUUGCAAGGGCGGGCGGCUGGGGAGCGCUGCUUGGGGACGAGGGUUCUGGCUUCGAUGUCGGUCGUAAGGCUAUCCGGCUGGCUCUUCAAGAGCAAGAUGUCGUCGAGAGUACCCACGGGCCCAAGAACGGUGCUGUCAAAGACCCGUUACACGAGCUGCUGACGAGCCACUUCCGAUCGAAAGGCGCUUCCCAAGACCAGCAUAAUCUGCUAGAUAGAGUAUUGGUGGAACCAUCGGGCUCGGCAGCUUCUCCAUCGGACACCAAACGAAGAGUCGCCGCUUGUGCGCAGCUCGUACUGGAUUCUAUCGACAGCAGCCCGCAAGCUCGAAUGAUCGUAGACUCAGCUGCUGCGGACCUGGGAAAUCUGGCGAGGGCAAGCUGUUCCAGGUCUGACGGCGCCAAAGAAGAUAGGGUGCUCGUGCUUGCUGGAGGGUUGAUGCAUUCGACUCAUUUUCGGAAAGAACUCGUAUCCAGGCUGGUUGCCGACGGAAUAGCUUCGCCAGGACGUAUAGCUGUCAUGACUGACCUUGCGACAAGCGGCGCCUUGCACAUGGUACAGGAAAGAUGGAGAUGA